Molecule: messenger RNA, 1855 nt
Organism: Helianthus annuus (common sunflower)
Lineage: Eukaryota; Viridiplantae; Streptophyta; Magnoliopsida; Asterales; Asteraceae
Exons: 13
Coding region: 57-1604 (515 amino acids)
Biological process (GO): retrograde transport, endosome to Golgi
Cellular component (GO): Ric1-Rgp1 guanyl-nucleotide exchange factor complex; Golgi membrane
Source: RefSeq, a predicted model, not a curated record
AUAAGCCUUUGUUAAAAAAGCUAGGCCAAACACCCCCUAGGGCUGGAUCUGAGGCGAUGAUGCCGCCCCAAAGAAGCCUAUCCUCGUUGUUUGGAAUCGGAAUCGGAAAAGGAGAAGCUGUGAAGAAGGAGGAGAACAUGGUAGGUGUGCAGCCGUUGUUGAAGUUAGAGGCGGAUAAGAAAGUAUACAGGCCAGGUGAUCCGGUUACCAUCACAGUCGAGAUCCGAAAUCCUCCUCCUGCCCAGCGCUCCUUGUUAGUUGAGACCUUAAGCUUUCAAGCCACAGGCAUUCAGAAAUUGGAUACUCAGUGGUUUACCACCACCACCACAUACAAUCACAACAGGAACAGCAACAGGAACAGGAGAGGUGAAUAUGUUUUCAUGGACUCUUCUGUUCCAUCUCUCGUUUCAAAUCAACUUCUCUCAUCCGGGACUACCAGAACAUAUAUACUGAGGAUGAAUCUGCCCACAAUCAUACCUCCCUCAUACAGAGGAUCUACUGUUCGGUACCUCUAUCACGUUAAAAGUGUUUUGUCUGGAAAAUACCUAAAUAUGGAUGAUGGAGGAGGAUUUUCUGCCAUAGAAGCUCGCUUGCCAUUGCAAAUAUGGGUCACCGAAAAGACGAAUGGGUUGUUAAAUGAAGAAACUGGAAGUAAUGGGAUUGUUCCUGCUACACCUAUUCUUUUGGAUGUUUAUUGGAAAGAUAUGGAUGCUGAAUCUGAAUGGGCUAGAGCUAAUGAGACUUUGGAUGGGGUGGAGGAUGAUUAUGAAAGUCAAAGGGAUGACGUGUCAUCUGUGUCUUCCUAUAAUCCAGCAAGGGGAAGUUUACAGAAAGCAUUCGGCAGUUCCUUGUCUUUGCAAUCAAGAUCUAGUAAGGAAGUACCUUACCAUGAUCAAAAGUCAACCAUAUCUUCAUAUAUGCCACUCUCUACAGCUGAAGUACUAUAUGGUUCUACUGAGGAUAUUUUGUCACCUCGAAGAGUCUCUCAAAAUGAGCCGCUAGGAAGCUCAAAUAUGGAAGAUGAUUAUGUCACAAAAACAGUCGAACCUGUUGCUUCAGAAGGUUUCAUUCGAGGAAGAUCGUACAACAUUAGGCUGGAUGACCAAGUUCUACUAAGAUUCUCACCCACGAAACCUGAGUCAACUUAUUACUUUGGUGAUAUGAUAGGUGGAACUCUUACUUUUUUCCAUGAGGAAGGUAGCAGGAGAUGCCUUGAGCUAUCUGUAACCUUGGAGUUGUCAGAGACUAUAAGUCGUCGGUCUGCACAUCCAUCUCGAAGACAUUCCCCAACAAUCACCAAGAUCCAGAGUGAUCACCAUGAAGUUGUAGCAGAUUUGGUGCAAACCAGUUUUCUAUUUUCAGUUCCAAUGGAUGGGCCUAUGUCUUUUUCCACUAGGCAUGUCUCGGUGCAGUGGGUGCUUCGCUUUGAGUUUUUUACCACUCCAAAGAAUGUAGAUUGGACCAGAUUUGAGCAUCCUCUUCUUAUAGAGGGAAGAGACAAGUGUGAAUGGGUUCUUCCAAUAACCGUGCAUGCACCUCCGUUCACAACUCAUAGUAGAACUGAAAAGCCCGCUUCUCUAGAACCCUUGUGGGACCGUUCUUGAUGUAACAUAAACGAGUAGUUGGCAAGAUCACAUGACAAGAUAAAGUCCAGCUAAGCUUCACCUGGAAAUACCGAAAGACUCGUUAUGGAUUAGGUGUAAAGUUACUUUUAUCGGGUUUCACGAGGAUAAUCUUUCUUCAUACAUAUUACAGCUGUAAAAAACAUUUUCCCAGGGUGGUCUUCUUGCCGCCUCAUUUAUUUGGAUCAGUUUUCUUGAAUAUUUUUAAGAUUAUUCAUUAUUUUUUUUCACAA